AACAAACUUAAUUACACUAAAUAUACAUUUUUUACCCUCAAAGUUUGUGAAAUUUGACCAAAAAAGUGAAAUGUAAAGAUUGAUUUGGAUGAAGUGGGCAUAACCCAGGCGCCCAAAUUCAAACGGGCCCACGGAGAUGAAGUGCCACGUGGAGGAAUGUGACUGGAUUUGAAUGGAUGAGGCGAUAUCCAUCUAAUCUUUGUUUACCACCACUGCUUAUUUCCUCCCCUCCAAACAAUCCCUUAAUUUCACACACUUUCUUCUUCUUCUUCUUCCUCUUCUUCACCAAACGAACCAGUACAGAAAUGGCCGCCAUCUCCGCAUGCGCUACGACAUCCGUCCUCGCACGUGCCGCGCUCGUGCCCAAAUCUCCCGGAUCUCGUCCCUCCUCUGCUCUCGGUCUUCCGGCGAUGAGACCGGCGGCGGGGAAGGUGAGAUGCUCGGCGGAGAGGAAGGGAGAAAGCGAGUCGAGAUCGGUUGGGACGGGCGGCGGCGGGGCAUCUCUGAUUGCGGCGGCAGCGGCGGCGUUGGUGACGAGCCCGGCGGCCAUGGCGCUGGUGGAUGAGAGGAUGGGCACGGAAGGGACGGGGCUUCCGUUUGGGCUGAACAACAAUCUUCUAGGGUGGGUGCCGCUGGGCGUGGUGGGGUUAAUUUGGUCAUUGUACAUGGUCUACAUAUCCACCCUCGAUGAGGACGAGGAGUCUGGGUUGUCCCUUUGAGACUGAACUUCCUUCUUCUUCUUCUUCUUGUCUUCUCUGUCAAAUUCAAAUUACUGAUCAUGUUGUAAAAUACUUUGGAUUCGGAUCUUGUUGUAUUUAUGCAAACUUUUGAUUUUCAUAUCGUCAUCUUUAAUCUCCUUUUUUCUCCAUUGACUAAGUGAUCUUGCUCAAUUCAACCAAGUUAAAUAGAGCUUUUUAACUGAG
Cuscuta campestris is the source of this 923-nucleotide messenger RNA. Lineage: Eukaryota; Viridiplantae; Streptophyta; Magnoliopsida; Solanales; Convolvulaceae. The record is from the annotation of a GenBank genome assembly.